CUCCCAAUGUCUGUCUUUGCUGAACGUUGCACUGGCAAUACUACGAGAACAGAACAGAACAGAACAAUGGCCGUACAGACAUAUAAUCGAUUGGGCAUCAGUGACGGUCUCGGUCGUCCCCCAUAAUAAAAAGGACGGCGCUUUCUUGAAAGAUGGCGGCAUCUUUAUGCCGUUCCGCACUGAAUCUCUUCUUCUCGAAUUCUUCAGUCCACCAUUGCCCUCACCACCGACGUCAACAUCCCUCUCUUCUUCAUCUCCUCUCGAAGCCCCUUUCUUUCACUUCAAGCUCUCCUCUCACCCUAACCCAUCACGCGAAGCCACCGCUUCUUCAGAAGCGCUCGUCCUUUAGCUCGAUUCUCUGUAACUCGGCAUCUUCCUCUUCGUCCAUGGAGGCUCCGCCUGAGGGGUACAGGAGAAACGUUGGGAUCUGCUUGAUUAACCCCUCUAAGAAGAUUUUUGCUGCUUCGAGGCUUGAUGUACCUGACGCAUGGCAAAUGCCCCAAGGAGGUAUUGAUGACGGGGAAGACCCGAAGACUGCAGCCAUCAGGGAACUGAGAGAAGAGACAGGAGUCAGCUCAGCCGAGAUCAUUGCAGAGGCACCUUACUGGUUGACAUAUGACUUCCCACCUGAGGUCAGGGAGAAGCUCAAAGUUCAAUGGGGGUCAGACUGGAAAGGCCAAGCUCAAAAGUGGUUCCUCCUGAAAUUCAUCGGGAAGGAUGAAGAAGUCAAUCUCCAGGGAGAUGGCACCGAGAAGGCCGAGUUUGGCGAAUGGGCGUGGAUGUCCCCAGAGCAAAUAAUUGAACUCGCGGUGGAUUUUAAGAAGCCUGUUUACAAGGAAGUUCUGAAUGCCUUUGCUCUCCAUCUCCAGUAAUCCUGUUGUUAAUUCCCCUUGACAUGCAUGGCUCUUGAUGAGAGUCGAAACAAUGCCAGAGUUCUUAGGCUAUCUCGAGUGAAAAUGUUGCAACUUUUGAACUUAUAUUUCCAUUGUUUGGAUUACUAAAUUUAUGCUGGAGGAAUAAGAAACUGAUGCUCCACGGAUAAAUACCAACUUGCAGUUAACACCGUA
Molecule: messenger RNA, 1067 nt
Organism: Punica granatum (pomegranate)
Lineage: Eukaryota; Viridiplantae; Streptophyta; Magnoliopsida; Myrtales; Lythraceae
Source: RefSeq, a predicted model, not a curated record